UUUUUUUUCUUCUUUAUUUUUUAUUUUAUUUUUUUUUAUUUUACUCCCUGAUACCUCAUACUCUUUUAUACCAUAUGAGAGAAUAUAAGCUUGUUGUUUUAGGCUCAGGCGGUGUAGGCAAAUCUGCUUUAACUGUCCAAUUCGUCCAAUCUAUUUUCGUGGAGAAAUAUGAUCCAACUAUUGAAGACUCUUAUAGAAAACAAGUUGAAGUAGACGGUCAACAGUGUAUGCUCGAGAUUCUGGACACAGCUGGUACAGAACAGUUUACAGCUAUGCGUGAUCUCUAUAUGAAGAACGGACAAGGCUUUAUUCUUGUGUUUUCUAUCAUAAGUCAGGUUACUCUGACUGACCUUAAUGAGAUUAGGGAGCAAAUUAUUCGAGUUAAAGGUUCAGAUAAUGUUCCUAUGGUAUUGGUUGGUAACAAGUGUGAUUUAGAAAGUGAAAGAGCUGUCUCUAGAGAAAAGGGUAUGUCUCUAUCACAACAGUGGGGAGGAAAGCCUUUUUAUGAAACCUCAGCUCGAUUCAAAAUCAAUGUUGAUGAAGUCUUUUAUGAUGUCGUAAGACAGAUCAACAAGCAAAACCCUUCAAAAGAUAAGACAAAGAAGAAGUUUAAGUGUCUUAUUCUUUAAAGCUCUAUAUUAUUAUUCUAUAUUAUUAUUACAUUUGUUACUAUUGAUAAUUCCCUUUUUAUAAAUUUAUUAUUCUAAAGAAUAAACAUGAUUUAAAGACA
Molecule: messenger RNA, 730 nt
Organism: Gilbertella persicaria
Lineage: Eukaryota; Fungi; Mucoromycota; Mucoromycetes; Mucorales; Choanephoraceae
Product: ras related protein 1b
Exons: 3
Coding region: 75-629 (184 amino acids)
Biological process (GO): signal transduction
Cellular component (GO): plasma membrane
Molecular function (GO): GTP binding; GTPase activity; GDP binding
Source: RefSeq, a predicted model, not a curated record